UAUUUUCUGUUCUCUACAGUGGAUGAAGUCUGAGGAAGGUGGCAACAGCAGCGGCACUCCAAUCCGGAUCGAGGACCCCAAUCAGUUUGUCCCUAUGAACACCAACCCUAGCGAGGUGCUGGAGAGGAGAAACCGAAUCAGAGAGCAGAACAGAUUCGACAUGAUGACGUCCGGACCUCGCUCUCACCACCUGGCAGGCAUCCCAUUGGACGAACCUCGAAUGGAUCAGCCGGUCCGUGUGAAGCCCUAUGUGGCAUCAGAGGAUGACCAGAUGGUUCCUCUACCUCCUAACCCCUUCAGUCAGCUGUCUGAGAAAGCGAUGGACGAAAACACGAUGAACGUAGAGAAGAGACAGCUGGGGCUGAGUGAUGACGAGCACGACCUAACCUCCAACGACGCUUCCACUCUCUCUCAGUCUCUGUCCCAAACUCAGUCCCCGCAAAUAACUCCAGCUAAAGAAGAGAACCACACGAUGCAGAACGGCAAGGAUGGCGGCGACCAUGAGGUGAACGACGAGCUGAGCAAAAGGGUCAGUCAGCUGACCACCAGCGUGGAGAGCAUUGAGGUCAAGGUCCGCACCGGUGAGAAGAUCGAAGACUCCGCCCUCUCCCCCGAGAGCUCGCCCUCAAAGUCCCCCAACAAGAAGAAGAAGAAGUUCCGCACUCCCUCCUUCCUCAAGAAGAACAAAAAAAAAGAGAAAAUGGAGGCCUAGAGAAAGAGAGAUGGAGGGAGUGAUAUUAAAGCCUAUAUACAGUUUAAGAAGAAAGAGGGGACCCCUCUUAUUUUUAUUUUUUUGUCUGUUUUCAUUUUAGUUUUGUUUUUGUCAGUGUCCUCUUUUGUCAUUUUUUUUUUUAAAGAUUUUAUUUUGAUUGUAUUUUUUAACAAAUUGUUCUUUUAAGUUAAAUUUUUUUAGACUUGCGCGAAAAGUGAUGAAUUGAGUUGAGGAUUCUCUUCCUCUGCCUAGAAGUGAAGGCUCAUUGAUUUGGGAAGGCGAGGACUAAAAUGAUAAAGCUGCAACGACUGACUCCUCCCCCAUGUUCAAUAUUUACUGCCAUUGGCUGAUUAUGUUAUUUCUUCUCUGCCAUUGGCUAAUUGUUGAUUAUGGAAUUAGAAUCAGCCAAUUGUAUUCCUUGCUUCAUAAUCUCCAGCCGACACUGGCGGGUCUAGAUAUGCAUCAGUGGUAUUAUUAAACUGCACAAUAUGGCGACUAGCUAGCGUACGGAAACGCUUUCCGCCCUUAUGGUAACCAUAACAACCACCAUGUUCUUUUCGCUUAGAUUUUCUCCUCAUAUGAGGUCUGCUUCUUCAAUACAUAGAGGACUGAAAUCAGAGAGGCCACAAAGAAAUAGUCAGACUGGAAAACUGGUUUUGAGAUUUUGGUUUUAAAUUUACAGGUUUUCUUUCUUUCACUCUUGCUUCUUGUUUUCGCUUUCUCUCUCUGCCUCUCGCUUCGUUUUUCACUUUCAUCCUUCUUUUUAUUGCUCCUCUUCCUCUCUCACCUUCUGUUAAAAGUGAAUCUAUCUUUACAUUACCGAGCUCUCUUCUAGUCGACCUCCGACCUUCAUCUGUUGUUCACCACUGAUUCACUAUAAACUCACCAUUUGUUUUAUUGUCCUUUCCUCUUAAUAAUUUCAUUUUUAUUUUGCCAAACUAAAAGGAAUAAAAAAACAAUCACGUUUUAGUGAAGAAUCAUCAUUUAUAUACUUUUUAAUCUCAUUUCGAUCAUAAAAACAUGUCAUCUCAUUGAAUAAUAUUACAUUGUAGUUUUUUUAUUGAACACAGUUUGGUAGUAGUCAUCUCACUCAGUUUUGUGCUCAUUUCUAUACUUUUACAGAGAAAUACAAGAUGUUACGCAUGUUUUUGCAAGAAUCUACAUUUAUAUGGCUGACUACGUUGCUCUAGUGUUGCCUGCAGGUUUCUCUCAAAUUAUAUUCUUGUUCAGAUUACAAAAAGUACUCUAUAACUGAGAUAUAUGGAAACUGGAUAUGUUGGGUAUAGAUUUUUAACUAUAUAUUUAGUAUUUUAUUGUGCUGCACUUUUACUGUGGACGGACUAUAACACAAUGUAGUUGCAGGUGGUUUCUACUAUGAAGGAGAUUCUAGAAGCAGAAGAACCAAUAGGAUCUGUAGAAGCAAGAAAGUAGAUGGCAGGAGCAGAGUACGGAAGAUACACUUUAGGUUGUGGAAAGUGAGUUGUUUCCGAAGAAAAAGAUCUAGAUUUGUGUCACGCUUGAAAAAAAUAUUAUUUCUCAGUUAAAAAACAACGAAAUAAAUAAAACAGGCCCCAAAAUACAAAAAGUAUCUUCCGUUAUAAAAUGUCAGAAAUCAUGGGCCUUGAACGUGGAACUGGCGCCGUUGUUGCUAUGGUGUGUAUUUUGUGUGUGACCUUUUUUUUAAGCCUUAUACUAUAUUUUUCUCCUAUAUUUUAAAUCAUGAGACAAGGGUUGAGAAUCUUAUUCUGCCCGCACCCGGGUGUCAAAUUUAGCAGGAGUGUUCCCCGGAUUGUCAUUAGGCCUGCCUCUUAUAAGUCACCCCUAUGUCAUGCCUAUGACUGCUCAUAAGACCACUUUGACAGCUCAUAGUUGUCUCUAGACGUUGUUUGCGUAGCCUCUCUAGCCUUUCUCUUUAGUUUCUCUUUUUAUUUGCAUCUCAACAGCUCCUUUCACGACGUUGUCGGUUGUGGAAACUGGAACUCGUGUUAUUUCUCUAGAAGAUAUAAGUCAUGGACGAGUGAUGACUAAGGGGCAUAUAGACACAGAGGAACACAGUUAAUAUAGAGAUGUACCAAUAUCCCAGCUAGCAAUGUGAACUAUUGGAUUUGGAACAUUGAGAGAGGGAUGAAAGGAGGGAAGGAGAGUGGGAUGGGGCGAGAGGGGGAUGAAAGGAGGGAAGGAGAGUAGGAUGGGGCGAGAGAAGGAGAGAGGGAUGAAAGGAGGGAAGGAGAGUGGGAUGGGGUGAGAGAAGGAGAGAGGGAUGAAAGGAGGGAAGGAGAGUGGGAUGGGGUGAGAGAAGGAGAGGGGGAUGAAAGGAGGGAAGGAGAGUGGGAUGGGGCAAGAGAAGGAGAGAGGGAUGAAAGGAGGGAAGGAGAGUGGGAUGGGGUGAGAGAAGGAGAGGGAGAGAAGGAGAGAGGGAUGAAAGGAGGGAAGGAGAGUGGGAUGGGGCGAGAGGAGAGAGGGAUGGGGUGAGAGAGGGAGGGAAGGAAGGAGAGAGGGAUGAAAGGAGGGAAGGAGAGUGGGAUGGGGCGAGAGAAGGAGAGAGGGAUGAAAUGAGGGAAGGAGAGAGGCACAUCUUUAGCUGUGUAAAUAGCCCUAUCAUCUGUCUCACAGCAGAGUUGAGCUUUUUGGUCUCACAGUUACAUGAACAGCUGGAAAAAGGGGUUGAGGUGUGUGAGUUUUAGAAAAUGUAAAAGUGUAUGUCAGGUGGGGUUUUAGGGAGAACUAUGACAUCAACACACAUUUUUAGAAUUACUCACAAUUGUACCCAUUUUUUCAUACCAUUUCUCCUUUUUGACACAGUUCUUAUUUUUCAUCUUUCCAUUUGUAUCAGACAGGUUUUCAGUUCAGUCUUUUUCGUUUCCCAAGUACUAGGUUUCUCCUUCCUUAUUCACCAUUUACAGUACGAGCGUUUACACGCCGCUCUCAGAUGGAUUGAAUUUGCAUUUGUUUACUUUUCUCUCCCAUCUACCGACCGUUUGCACCUUUUGUUUUACUAACUAAUGCCUCUGUCCACCAUUUUGUUUCUGUUGAUAAAAAAAGAAAGGAUCGCUUUAGCAUGCAAGUAAUGAGCCAAGCCCGACCUGUGACCUGUGAACAAAGAUCCUAUUAGAGAUGGUUCUUCUAUAAUGGAGUUGCUUUCAGAUGUGUUGCUAACCAGUGUGAAUUCUCAAAAUAAAACUGUAUUUUAAGAAAA
Molecule: messenger RNA, 3908 nt
Organism: Oncorhynchus nerka (sockeye salmon)
Lineage: Eukaryota; Metazoa; Chordata; Actinopteri; Salmoniformes; Salmonidae
Gene: add3a
Product: adducin 3 (gamma) a
Exons: 6
Coding region: 23-712 (229 amino acids)
Biological process (GO): barbed-end actin filament capping
Cellular component (GO): cytoskeleton; postsynaptic density; plasma membrane
Molecular function (GO): actin filament binding
Source: RefSeq, a predicted model, not a curated record